Messenger RNA from Canariomyces notabilis, 2276 nucleotides. RefSeq lists its product as uncharacterized. Gene Ontology annotation, cellular component: glutamyl-tRNA(Gln) amidotransferase complex; mitochondrion. Gene Ontology annotation, molecular function: glutaminyl-tRNA synthase (glutamine-hydrolyzing) activity. NCBI's taxonomy places the organism in Eukaryota, Fungi, Ascomycota, Sordariomycetes, Sordariales, Chaetomiaceae. The transcript has a single exon. Gene Ontology annotation, biological process: mitochondrial translation; glutaminyl-tRNAGln biosynthesis via transamidation. The record is from RefSeq and is a predicted model, not a curated record. The coding region runs from base 289 to 2169 and encodes 626 amino acids.
CUUAGAAAACACGUUUUCGGGCCUAUCCUACGGCUGCAAGAUUGAACUGGCUGUUUAGGCUAGCUUACUGGCUUACUGACUGUUGCGCGCGCAGAAGGCACCCUACUACCCCCCUGGGACCCACUUUGACCUGGUGUUUUCCGGUCACAGCGCUUCCACCAGUCCCCACCCCAGAAGCUUGGAUCUAGCUUGGCUAACCCUUAAACAACGUUGAUGUUAACCUCUGCACGCGCUUCAUCUUCAUCUUUGGACCUCAAUUGAGCACCUCGACGUUGCCUACAUGUCGGCAUGUCUCGGGUUCCAACGGCUGAGCUCAGGAGAUACCUGCUGACAGGCCACAUCCGUUGCCGGGACUGUCUACGUGCGCGUCUGCCUCGCUCUCCCGGAACGACGGCAUCGCCUUCUCGACAAACAAGAGCUUUCGCCAGCCAAAACGCGACGAUCGCCUCCAUUGCUCCUAGCGUUUCUGCCGCGCCCGUUACGCCACUCCGUAAGCAGCUGAAAGAACAGGCCAAGGCGCUCAAAGCGUCCGGGACGAAGAAGAAGAGGAACGCGGACAACCAGACAGUACCGGGGUGGGAAUUGACUGUCGGCAUUGAGAUACACGCGCAGCUCAACACAGCCCGCAAGCUCUUCUCCGCGGCCGCGACCUCCUUCAACGACAUACCCAACAGCAAUGUCGCACUCUUCGACGUUGCCAUGCCGGGCUCGCAGCCAAUCUUCCAGCCCGAGACGCUAAUUCCGGCCGUGCGCGCCGCCCUGGCCCUGAACUGCGCCAUCCAGCCCGUCAGCCGCUUCGACCGCAAGCACUACUUCCAUUGGGACCAGCCCGCCGGCUACCAGAUUACACAAUACUACGAGCCGUUUGCGCGGGACGGCCGCAUCACGCUGUACGCGCGAGACGGCAUCGCGCCCGAGGACGGCGACCGCGUCGACGUCGGCAUCAAGCAGGUGCAGAUGGAGCAGGACACGGCCAAGACGACGGCCCAGCCCGGCGAGGUGCACUGGCUCGACUUCAACCGCGUCGGCGUGCCGCUAAUCGAGAUCAUCACGCUCCCGCAAAUCCACCACCCAGCCACCGCCGCCGCCCUCGUGCGCAAGGUGCAGAUGCUGCUCGCAUCGGUCGACGCUUGCGUUUCGGGUAUGGAAGCCGGCGGGCUGCGCGCCGAUGUGAACGUCUCUGUGCGCAGGACUGAGGAUGUCGCUACCGGCAAGCUGGGCACCCGCACCGAGAUCAAGAACCUGAGCAGCUUCAAGGCCGUCGAGGACGCCAUCAUUGCCGAGCGCGACCGGCAAAUCGCUGUUUUGGAGGCUGGCGGGGUUGUGGAGGGUGAGACACGCGGCUGGUCGCUCGGCAGCACAGGAACGCGGCGCUUGCGUGGCAAGGAGGGCGAGGUCGACUAUCGGUACAUGCCCGAUCCGGAUCUCGGUCCUGUUGUUAUUGGCGAUGACCUGGUCGGGCAUCUGGCCGCGUCCAUGGGGGUUUUGCCGGAUCCUGAGAUCGACAUGCUGAUCGCGAGGUACGGCCUGAGUGCCAAGGACGCGCUGUCUCUCAUGUUGCUGGACAACGGAGCCCGGAUCCAGUACUUUUACAGACUCCUGGAUACUCUAGAUGAGCGCCUGGGAAUCGACAGCAGUGCCGAGUUAGAGACACGGUCCGGUCAUCGACACGCCCUUCUCGCUGUCAACUGGUGUCUCCAUGAACUCGGCAAGCUGACGGAGCUUUCCGCCGACCUCGGCAUGACACCGGAGGGUGAGUGCAAGGUUCCAUCGGCUGAUCUAGCCGCCAUUUUGUAUCAUCUUCAUAAAAGAGAGAUCACGGCCAAAGUCGCCAAGGACCUGCUCUGGGGUGUCUUCCGUGGGGACAUUACUUCUGGCGCAGUUUCAGAGGCUAUCAAUGCCAAUGACCUAUGGUUUCAGGAGAUCUCGGAGCAAGACUAUGCGGCGCUAGCCGACCAGGCUGUCGAAGGCGAGGCCAAGGUUCUGGGCGAGUUUUUACGCUUCAAGCAAGGCAAGGCGAAAGCCUACCCGCAGGGCAAGCUAAUGUUCCUGGUCGGAAAAAUGAUGCGCACCGGACCGGAGGAGCGGAUGGAUCCGGCUUCUGCCGAGAGAGUGAUGCGGUCGAGGAUAGAGGAAGUCUAUCUCCUUGCACUCGAGGGCAGCAAGUAGGUAGUCACUGAGGUUUCCAGUAGUCACCGCAAUGUACAAUAUGAUUUUGACUUCUUAAAAAUAACACGGAGUAAUUCUCUAAAAAUAUCAUCAGCUUAUAAAGGCAG